Momordica charantia (bitter melon) is the source of this 1800-nucleotide messenger RNA. RefSeq names its product transcription factor HHO6. Gene Ontology annotation, biological process: regulation of DNA-templated transcription. Gene Ontology annotation, molecular function: DNA-binding transcription factor activity; DNA binding. NCBI's taxonomy places the organism in Eukaryota, Viridiplantae, Streptophyta, Magnoliopsida, Cucurbitales, Cucurbitaceae. The record is from RefSeq and is a predicted model, not a curated record.
CUCGCUCCAUCGAUCAGAAUCUCCGCAUAUGAUAUGAUAUCAGACCAUUUUCUUCUUUUUCUCUUCUUUCUCUGUCCCUUUUCUCUGUAUAUAUAUUCCCAUCGCCAUUAUUUAUGCAAAUACACCUCACUCCAUUCCUCUUUUUUAUAAAAAUUUUUCGUUUUUGAUCCAUCCUCCCAACGAUUUAUCGAAUCGAGGAUCUGGGUUCUCCGGAGAAGGCGAAGAUCAAUCAUGGGUUCGCUUCCUCCUGAGCUCAGUUUGGAUUUCAGACCCAGUUUCGUCCCCAAAACGAUCACCGAUUUCUUCAAGGAGGUCUCCAUGAUCGCGAAUGUGCCCGAGAGGGUCGCCAAGCUCAACGAUUUCGUCAGAAAUUUGGAGGAGGAAAUGAGGAAGAUCGAUGCCUUCAAGCGGGAGCUUCCUAUGUGUAUGAUUCUGUUGAAAGAUGCCAUUUUAGCUGUGAAGGAGGAGUCAAUCCAAUGUGCAGCUCCCAAAACUCGACCGGUUUUGGAAGAGUUCAUACCUCUGAAGAAAGAACAAGAUGUAGAAGAAGAAGAUGAAGAAGAUGAUGGUUUCAGGAAAGGAAAAGAGUAUAGAGAUCAGAAGAAUUGGAUGAGCUCUGUUCAACUUUGGAACUCUGAUGGUAAUCACCACAGUACUGAUUACAGCUACGAUCGGAAACGAGAUUCCAAAUUUGAAACUAAGAGAAAUGAGAAAGGAGGAGGCCCUGUAGUGACUCAGGUUUCUUGUAGAAAUAAGAAUGGAUUGAGGAGCCAGGGCCAUGUGCCAUUUAAGGCAUAUUCUGUGUUUCCUCCAGGCAUGGCUGUGGGGAAGGAGGAUAAGGAGGAAUUUCCAAUUCAUGGGCUCUCUCUUUGCACUCCAGGAAUCAAAAAUCCAACAGAGGAAUCAGCUUCUAGUGGCGGUUCGAGAUCGAGUGGGACUAGAGCAGUUUCGUCUUCCACACUGACUGCUUCGGCAAAUUUACGAACCGGAUUGCAGCAACACCAACACCAGCACCAGCACCAGUCUUCUCGCAAGCAGAGGAGAUGCUGGUCGCCCGAGUUGCAUCGCCGUUUUGUUAGCGCCUUGCAGCAACUGGGAGGCUCACAGGUGGCCACGCCGAAGCAGAUUAGAGAACUUAUGCAGGUCGAUGGCCUCACAAAUGACGAAGUGAAGAGUCAUCUGCAGAAAUACCGACUCCACACGAGAAGACUUCCAGCAUCUACAGUCGCCCCCGCAAACCAACCCGUUGUCGUACUCGGGGGAUUGUUGAUGCCCCAAGAUCAGUACGGCGAUUCAUCAAAGGCAUGCAGUUCUCAGUCUGGCUCACCCCAAGGCCCCCUUCAGUUAGCAGGGACCGGUGGGACGUCGACCACGGGCGGUGACAGCAUGGACGACGACGACGACUUAAAGUCGGAGAGCUACAGCUGGAAGAGCAGAAGUAAAAAACCAGGAAAUGAAGAUGCAUAAGAAGAGUUUUCCCACACCAUGAAUUUUGAAAACAAAAAGCAAAAGAAGAAAAGAAGAUAUAUUAUAAGGUACAUAAAAAAAAAGGUGAAGGAUGUUGUGUUGAGAGAGAUAGCAAAGAGGGUCUGAAAUUUUGCAGGAUUAGUGUCCCUUCCCCUUGAGUAGUAGAAAGUACUGUUUGUGUUAAAAAUGGUACAAAAAAGUUUGUAGGAAAGCUAAAGCCAAUGUUUAUGUGAAGAAACCAAGUUCAUCUUCCAAUCUUGUUACCAAGAAAAGGAAAAAGGGAAAAACAAAAUACAUCUCAUGAUUAUAUAAAUACCAUUACUUUCUUUACCA